This is a messenger RNA of Orycteropus afer afer, 963 nucleotides long. Its product is annotated as olfactory receptor 14J1-like. Gene Ontology annotation, biological process: G protein-coupled receptor signaling pathway. Gene Ontology annotation, cellular component: membrane. The record is from RefSeq and is a predicted model, not a curated record. Gene Ontology annotation, molecular function: olfactory receptor activity; G protein-coupled receptor activity; odorant binding. Lineage: Eukaryota; Metazoa; Chordata; Mammalia; Tubulidentata; Orycteropodidae. The coding region runs from base 1 to 963 and encodes 320 amino acids. The transcript has a single exon.
AUGAUUAUGGAAAAUAUAACCACAAUGAGUGGGUUUCUCCUCAUGGGGUUUUCUGACACUCGUGAGCUACAGAUUUUACAUGCUUUGCUAUUCUUGAUGAUGUAUCUAUUGGCCUUGGCAGGUAAUAUCAUCAUUAUCACCAUCACCACAAUGGACCAGCGUCUCCAAUCCCCAAUGUAUUAUUUCUUAAAGCACCUUUCUCUUCUAGACUUCUCCUUCAUUUCUGUUACAGUUCCCCAGUCCAUUGACAACUCUCUGAUGGAUGAUGGCUAUAUUUCCCAUGGUCAGUGCAUACUCCAGGUUUUCUUCUUCACAUCUCUGGCUUGGGCUGAAGUGAUCAUUCUCACAGUGAUGUCUUAUGACCGCUAUGCAGCCAUCUGCUUCCCAUUACACUAUGAAGUCAUCAUGGAUCCCAGUAAAUGUAAGAGGGCUGUGAUAGCCGUAUGGAUAAAUGGAAGCAUUUCUGGGAUCUUGCACACAGCAGCCACAUUCUCUAUCACAUUCUGUAGAGCCAAAAUAAUCCACCAUUUCUUCUGUGACGUUCCCCAGUUACGAAAGCUGUCCUGCUCCAGUGACUACCUUGGAGUGGUUGGAGUGGACACUUUCAUGGCUAUGAUGGCAUUCAUCUGCUUCACCUCCAUUGUCCUCUCCUACAUCCACAUCUUCUCCACAGUUCUAAGAAUACCUUCUACUGAAGGCCGAUCCAAGGCCUUUUCUACCUGCCUGCCCCACCUCUUUGUUGUCUCAUUUUUUUUCUCCACAGGUAUCUUUGAAUUUCUAAAACCAAAUUCAGAUUCUCCAACUUUUUUUGACCUCAUGAUUUCUAUCUUUUAUACAGUAAUGCCUCCAACACUCAACCCCAUUAUCUACAGCCUGAGGAAUGAGGCCAUGAAGGAAGCUUUCAGAAAGUUACUGUUGGGUGGAGAAUUCACUAAGAAAAAAACAUUUUUAUCCUAUUAUUGA